Molecule: messenger RNA, 3043 nt
Organism: Lepisosteus oculatus (spotted gar)
Lineage: Eukaryota; Metazoa; Chordata; Actinopteri; Semionotiformes; Lepisosteidae
Source: RefSeq, a predicted model, not a curated record
CGCAUGCUGACGCAGCUACCCACCUGAACUAUUAUAAUCAGUUGAAUUGGUGACUUUUUCAGCCAAGACAAUAUUGCAAUUUACUGUGUAAACAAUGGAUAGCUCUGAUUAUUUGUUGCGUUUGUGCGAUGGUGGUGACACUAUCUGUGCAGGAACUGAGAAGCAGACUUCCGCUGGUUCCUAAUCCUAAUACUCCGCCGCGGGUGUUUGCAGUAACCCGAUCCAUGUUUCAUCUUUUCCUCCAGCAGCAACAGUGAGUUUCUCCUGGUGGUAGCGCUGCAAUUCCCGGUGUGUUUUCCGACAAGAAUAUGGCUGAUUUAGGGGACGAUACCGGUGCCCGGGCCUUGCUGGCACUGAAGUCUGCACCUUGCAGCCCGGUCCGAGUGGCGGUACCACCCGUGUACCCGCUUUCCUCGAAUCCGGUUGGGAUCACACCCAUUCCCCUCUCUUCUCCUCCGAGGGCCCUAGCCCGCCUGGAAGGCAGGGACUUCGAGUUUGUGAUGCGGCAGAGGACGGUGACCGUGGGCCGGAACUCCUCGCACGGCUCCGUGGAUGUCAACAUGGGCCACUCAAGUUUCAUCUCCAGGCGACACUUGCAGAUUACUUUCGAAGAACCGUUUUUCUACCUACGCUGUCUGGGAAAGAAUGGUGUUUUCGUGGACGGUGUGUUCCAGAGGAGAGGGGCUCCUCCACUUCAGCUACCUAGAGAGUGUACAUUUCGUUUCCCCAGCACUGUCAUUAAGAUCCAGUUUACCUCGCUGUACCACAAAGAAGAGGUGAAGGAGGAAGCCCCAUUAUCCCCAGUGAGGCCUCUUUAUGCCCAGAUCUCUCCUCUGAAAAUCAACAUUCCUGAUCCUGAUUUCAGAACCAUGAUGAGUCCGCUGCCUUCUCCUACUGGCACCAUCAGUGUUCCCAAUUCCUGUCCAGCUAGUCCGCGUGGAGCGGGGUCCUCAGGGUAUCGGUUUGGACGAAACAUUACCUCAGAACUGCAGCUGGCUGCAGAGUUCGCCGCCAAAGCAGUGUCGGAACAGCAGGCUGAGACAUCGGGAGGCGACAGCCCAAAGGAUGAAUCCAAGCCUCCCUAUUCAUAUGCGCAGCUCAUUGUUCAAGCCAUCUCUUCUGCUCAGGACAGACAGCUAACACUAAGUGGCAUCUACGCUCACAUCACCAAGCAUUAUCCCUAUUACAGGACUGCUGAUAAAGGUUGGCAGAACUCCAUCCGGCAUAACCUGUCCCUAAACCGCUACUUCAUCAAAGUGCCGCGGUCACAGGAGGAGCCGGGCAAGGGCUCCUUCUGGAGGAUCGACCCCUCCUCUGAGGCCAAGCUGGUAGAGCAGGCUUUCCGCAAGCGGCGGCAGAGGGGAGUGUCCUGUUUCCGCACCCCCUUCGGACCCCUCUCCUCCAGAGCAAAGAGCGCGCCUGCCUCUCCCACCCACCCCGGCCUGCUCUCUCCUCACUCGAGUGGGCUGCAGACCCCUGAGUGUUUGUCUCGAGAGGGCUCCCCCAUCUCACACGACCACGACUUUGGAUCGAAACUGGCUUCUGUGCCUGAGUAUCGGUACUCGCAGAGUGCGCCAGGAUCCCCAGUGAGUGCCCAGCCUGUGAUCAUGGCCGUUCCACCCAAGCCACCCACUGUAGUGGCUAAACCUUUGGCCUACAUGCCUGCGUCAUUAAUCACCUCCCAGCAGCCCUCAGGCCAUGCCAUCCAUGUGGUCCAGCAAGCGCCCACAGUCACUAUGGUGAGGGUUGUGACUACCUCGGCCAACUCCUCUAAUGGCUACAUCCUUGCCAACACCACCCCAUCGGGAAACUUGCAGAGUGGAGGAGAGAGUUCUGGAGAAGCCAAAGGGGCUGGGGGUGAGGAGAAGCCUGUGGUGACCUAUACGUCCAUCCCCACUGCCAGCAGAGUGAUCCAGGCAGUGAGCAGCCAUGUCAGCCAGGCUGGCGGCGGGCAGACCUUUGCCAUUGUGCAGCAGGCAGCGCCCAUCUCCCUGGGCCAGCACCAGCUGCCCGUCCGACCCGUGACCCAGAAUGGGAAGCAUGCUCUCCCCAUGUCCAGCAUCUCCGGCAGUGCUUACGCCAUCACUAACCCACUUCAGAUCUUGGCAGCGCAGGCCAGCACCUCCACACCUGUUGUGGUCAACAGGCCACCAAGCGCUGAGGCAGAGCAGCCAGCUUCUGCACUAGGCGAGCCUGAGGCUAAGAGGCCUAAGGUGGAAGAGGACAGUGCAGCCCCUGUUCCUCAGCCUGUCAUUGUGGCCGUGACACCACAGCCCCAGGAGGCCACCGAGUGAAGGGCAGCAUAAGAGGAUAAGACCGGAAAUGGCUUUGAUCUUUUAGUGUGUUCCACAGUAACAAAAGCCCAAGGUGCCAAAUGAAUGGAGAAAACCAUCACUUGUUGUGUACUUUAAAUGUCAAAGAGGGAGGAACAGGCUAUUCAAAUACAGACAAUUGAUUGUAUAAUUUUUGGGAAAUGGGUUUUUGCUUUGUAAUGAGCAGAAAAAUGUAUUUGUCCAUUAAGCCUUAAAUAGUGUUCCUGCUAGUUUUUUGACCUGGAGGGUUUUUAAUAUAAUUAGUCCUUCAGAAAGGGAGAGGAACACAAUUCUGUAUAAGUUCUCAUGAGUAAGAGCAUUAAUGUUGCUUUUUAAUAGGUACCCUUGAAGUAGUGGUAUGUAAUUUAAGUCGGGUCAGGGUGGGACCAAAAUGAAUGCAGCUAUCGUUGUUCUUUGACAUCACUUACUUUUUAUAAUUAAAAGCAUUAUCUGUUUUAGGAGGCAGGAGAAUCAAAGUAUUGUCUCACCUUUAUGUGCGAGUAUUGUGAAUAGCUAUUUAUGUCCCAUUUUAUUAUUUAAAGUGAGCACCUGGGUUGUCAGGCAUGCUUCUUACACAAAAAUAACAUCUUUACAAAUUUAAUGGACAGAGAAUUGAAGCUAGUCUAUUGUUUGCCAGAGCCCUGGGUAGCAGAAGCUGCUUAAUGUGGUAAACAGCAUUUCUUAGCAAACAUACCAUUGUCAAGCCUAUAUAAAUGCAUUUUUAAAUAUCA